Pelmatolapia mariae (spotted tilapia) is the source of this 3212-nucleotide messenger RNA. Its product is annotated as zinc finger protein 665-like. NCBI's taxonomy places the organism in Eukaryota, Metazoa, Chordata, Actinopteri, Cichliformes, Cichlidae. The record is from RefSeq and is a predicted model, not a curated record. The coding region runs from base 321 to 1589 and encodes 422 amino acids. The transcript is spliced from 3 exons.
GCAGGAGAGGAGUAGAGCAGAGAGAGCUGCUUUUUCAUGAAACGGGAGUAAAGUAGUGAACUUACAGGAACAUAUACCACUACCAACGUUUGGCUCGAUAUCUGCAUCGAUCUGCACACCCUUGUCUCCUGGAUCCUAGCUGAGAUCAGCGUGAACCACGUGGGUCUCUGCUCCCUGAUCUGUUUCCUGUUUGGAAAGACUUCCAGCUUCAUCGCGGAGUUUCUCUCGGUUUGUGGGCUCAUCUAAAGCUGAGUAACAGGAGUCUGUUAGAGGAGCAGAGGAACAAUUUUGGACUCAGCUCAGCUACUACAGAGGAAACAAUGACUUCAACACAAAAGGACCAACAUGGAGCAAGAAGUCAGCGCUCUCAGGAGGCCGACAAUCCUCACAGAAGAAAGGGAGAGAAAACCUACAGCUGUGAUGAGUGUGGGAAGGAUUUUACCCUGGCUCAAACCCUAAAAAGACACCGACUCAUCCACAGUGGAGUUAAACCUUACAGCUGUGAUGAGUGUGGGAAGGAUUUUACCCAGGCUGGACACUUAAAAAGUCACCAACUCAUCCACAGUGGAGUUAAACCUUACAGCUGUGAUGAGUGUGGGAAGGAUUUUACCCAGGCUGGACACUUAAAAAGUCACCAACUCAUCCACAGUGGAGUUAAGCCUUACAGCUGUGAUGAGUGUGGGAAGUCUUUUACCCAGGCUGGAUACUUAAAAAAUCACCAACUCAUCCACAGUGGAGUUAAGCCUUACAGCUGUGAUGAGUGUGGGAAGUCUUUUACCCUGGCUGGAAGCUUAAAAACACACCAACUCAUCCACAGUGGAGUUAAGCCUUACAGCUGUAAUGAGUGUGGGAAGUCUUUUACCCUGGCUGGAAGCUUAAAAACACACCAACUCAUCCACAGUGGAGUUAAAGCGUACAGCUGUGACUUGUGUGGAAAAUCUUUUACCGAGGCUGGAACCUUAAAAACACACCAACUCAUCCACAGUGGAGUUAAAGCGCAUAGCUGUAACUUGUGUGGAAAGUCUUUUACUCGGGCUGGAAGCUUAAAAAUACACCAACUCUUCCACAGUGGAGUUAAACCGCAUAGCUGUGACUUGUGUGGAAAGUCUUUUACCCAGGCUGGAGACUUAAAAACACACCAACUCAGCCACAGUGGAUUUAAACCAUACAGCUGUGAUGAGUGUGGGAAGGAUUUUACCCGGGCUGGACACUUAAAAACACACGAACUCAUCCACAGUGGAGUUAAAGCACACAGCUGUGACUUGUGUGGAAAGUUCUUUACCCAGGCUGGAGAAUUAAAAACACACAGACUCGUCCACAGUGGAUUUAAACCUCACAGCUGUGAGUUGUGUGGAAAGUCUUUUACCGAGGCUGGAAACUUAAAAACACACCAACUCGUCCACAGUGGAUUUAAACCUUACAGCUGUGAGUUGUGUGGAAAGUCUUUUACCCAGGCUGGACACUUAAAAAGACACCAACUCUUCCACAGUGGAGUUAAAGCGUACAGCUGUGAUGAGUGUGGAAAGUCUUUUACCCUGGCUCAAACCUUAAAAACACACCAACUCAUCCACAGUGGAGUUAAACCUUAGAGCUGUGAGUUGUGUGGGAAGUCUUUUACCCAGGCUGGAGGCUUAAAAACGCAACAACUCAUCCAUAGUGGAGUUAAACCUUACAGCUGUGACUUCUGUGGAAAGUCUUUUACCCAUCGUAAACUCUUAAAAUUACACCAUAUCAUGCACAGUGGAGUUGAAGCACACAGCUGUGACUUGUGUGGUAAGACUUUUGCUCAAAAUAGCGACUUACAGAGGCAACUAGUUACCCACUCUGGAAUUAAGGCGUACAGCUGCCACUUUUGUGGAAAAAGGUUCAGUGACAAACAGUACCGAAAUAUUCACCUGCGGAUUCACACUGGAAAUGAUGUUUCCUGCUGUGAUCAGUGUGGGAAACCAUUUAUAAAAGAUGCACAGUUACAACAACACAUGUUUAGCCACACUGAGGAGAGACCUUAUAAAUGUGACCUGUGUGAGAAGACUUUUAAAUCUCCACAUCAGCUGAAAAAACACCAACAGAUCCACACCAGAAAGUAACUCUACAAGUGCAGUUACUGUGAGGAUGUAUUUAUUUUUAUCUUGUAAUUUUAACCUGAUUGGAACAAGUCUGAUCAGUGAACGUAUGGAGUUAUACUGAAUGAACUGUUUGGAAAAAUGAAGAGUCAUUUUCGCUCAGUAAGCUGAGUGUUGUAAUGUAAACAGUAAAAUGUAAUUGGCGUUGGCAGAGAUGCUCUUUAUUUCAGGCGACAUUCAGGAUAAAAACGUUGAAGGAAUUCCCUGAUUCACAAUGUCUUUGUUUAGAAGUGGAGCAAAGCACAUGGAUCCAGUUCUCAACCCUGUCGUCACUGUGGUGGUGGGAUAGAGUUUCUCUUUGACCUUUGUGGAAGAACCUCCAAUCACGAACGGGACCUAAAAGCACAUCAACGUAGACACACUGGAGACAAAAUGAACUACUGCAAAGAAUGUGGGAGAGCCUUCCACACACCAAGUACAUUAAAAAUACAUGAACUCUUCCACAGUGUGGUCAAAAAGCACAUCUGUGACCAGUGUGGGUCAUCCUUCACCACUGCAUGUGAGCUUAAAGAAAAAGCAUAAGUGAAUCCACACAGGAGAGACACCAUACAAGUGCAGACUGUGACAAAAGCUUCUCACAAUCAGGUCAUCGUAACAAACAUGAACGUACACACAUGGAAGUGAACUUCAGCUGUGACCAGUGUGACAAGAGCUUCAGGAAUGUCAGUUCAUACUCCGAACACAAAUAAUCCCACGCUGUAAAUAAACUGUUUCACUGUUACCAAUGUGCAAAAACAUUCACCUCAUUAUAUGCUCUGUCUGUCUGUCAUCAGCCUGAUCAUGCAGGACUGAAAUCACUGGAUCACAAUGAAUCUGAAGAGAGAGAAAGAUCCUCUUCUGGUUUCAGGGUCGGACUUAAAAACCUUGAGAUCAGGCUCCACAGAGUUCAGCUGGAAUCUCCUGUAAAGAGUGUCAGCUGAUGUCACACUUGGAUCUGAUGAGGUAGCUCUGAUUUCUGGAUCUGCAGUGAAUAAUUCUGAAUGUUACAUUUAGGAAGCUGCAUGUAUAGAUAUGUAUAUCAAGGUUUUUUUUUUCUUUUGAGGGAUUUUAAUUCUCUAAAAUGUUAUCCCUGUUACAUUUUAGUCUUUG